AAAUAUGUAAUGCUAGAAAAGAGUCGAUACAUGUCAUUUGGACACAACUUCAACGCGGCUUCUCUUCUAGGUUCCCUGUUUUGAGUUAAGGUUACUUGCUUCCCGAAUGCUUAGUUCGAUUAGGUGACGUCGUUAAAUUCAAAGAGGAUUGCUGACCCGAUGCGCGUCGUAGCCACACGUGGCAGCACCUGGCAAAUGCUUUUAUCCCCAGUAAAUUAAUGCUACCUUAUACCUAAUCUCUUUAUUUUUUUUUUUUUCUCCCUUCUGCCAUCUUUCCACUUCGACACGUAACGACAGCAUGGCAUCAAGAUUUGGCCACUCCACGCUCCACCAACGGGACUCCCGCAGCGCUCUGUUCGAGGGAUACAGUGGCAGCGGCCGCAACAGCGCCGACCCUGCGAGACGACCCAGCCCAGCCGUGGGCUACGGAUACGGAUACCCCGGAGGUAGCAACGGUUCGGCGAGCAAUCAUCUUGGUGUAGAGAACAGAGGGUCGUUCCGACCCGCGACGCCAAAUUCAAAGGGCCAGUACAGCGACGCGGUGCUCAACGAGUUAGAAAGCCAGAACGACCAGCAGGUCGAGGGCAUCUUAGGGAAGGUCAAAGUCCUGAAAGAUAUGACGGUGGCUAUCGGCGACGAGAUCAGAGAGUCCUCGGCGCUCGCGGAGAAGAUGAAUGACACGUUCGACUCGACGCGGUUAAGGCUACGCGGAACCAUGAACAGGAUGAUGGUCAUGGCUGAGCGGACGGGCGUCGGCUGGAAGGUCUGGCUCGGUUUUUUCGCCGCCGUGAUCUUCAUCUUCCUCUAUGUCUGGCUCUUUUGAACGCCUACCUACAUCGUUCUCGUUCGGGUACCUACCUACAUACAACCAACCCCCUGAACGAACAACAUAGACCUACACGCAAGGUUUAGACACGAGCAGCAUUAUAUCACAUUACGGAUGGCGUUGUGGCGUGUUUUAUCUUUCUAUUUUUGGCAUGAA
Messenger RNA from Annulohypoxylon truncatum, 982 nucleotides. RefSeq lists its product as uncharacterized. The record is from RefSeq and is a predicted model, not a curated record. The transcript has 4 exons. Bases 299 to 823 code for a protein of 174 amino acids. Gene Ontology annotation, biological process: endoplasmic reticulum to Golgi vesicle-mediated transport. Lineage: Eukaryota; Fungi; Ascomycota; Sordariomycetes; Xylariales; Hypoxylaceae.